Molecule: messenger RNA, 2115 nt
Organism: Arctia plantaginis
Lineage: Eukaryota; Metazoa; Arthropoda; Insecta; Lepidoptera; Erebidae
Source: the annotation of a GenBank genome assembly
AUGGACUUAGUACUGAUGGUCUGCACUUGUAUCCUGAGCAUUCAUGUUGCCAAGGCUGACGGCACGGUGGGCAAGACUGGAGACGUAGUUUGCCAAACUGAUGGCUAUGAGCUAAUUGAGGCAAAGUUCGGGAAGGAAGUUCACACAUUAUGCUUACAAUUAAAGCCAAUUGGGACUUCACCUUUAACGAACCGCAACUCAGCCCUCUUCCUAGAACCUGACCCGGACGAAACCCCCAAGGAAUAUCAAGGGUUUCCGCUAUCUGAAAUUACCAUGGCAUACGGGUUUCCCGUAAAAGAUCCUGGCAGGGGAUCUGCUGAGGGCUAUAUAGGCGAAGACCAUCAGUUUUAUGGAGUUUUACACUUUGGCAACCGUACACUCCACGCCGAUCCUUAUGGCAAAGACGACCCUACCAAGUUCUUCGGUGCCUUCGAGAACGACAAUAUGGCGGCGCCUCGCUCUCGUCGCGAUCAUGCUCAGCCCCCUCAACGAUCCAUAUUUGCGCGCUCGGUGGGAUAUUUCCCAUUCAGUAUAGAAAAUCGUUCAAGAGUCCCCGGUGUAGCGCGGGCCAGAAUCUGUGACCUGCUCUUGCUUGCUGACAAGGAGUUCUUUGAAAAAGACGCUAAUUCCAGCCUAAAUCACGUGGUGCGAAGAAUGAUGCAUGCUAUCGCGCAAGCUGACAUCAUUUUCAGAAAUGCUGAUUUCAAUGAAGAUGGUGUUCCUGAUAAUAUCGGUUUUUCGGUCAAGUAUAUCCUGGUCCUGACUUCUACCGAGACGAAUAUGAGAGUAUUCGGCGACUUAUUGUCCACCAAGGCUAUCAACGGACGGAACUAUCUGAUGAGGUUCGCGCGGCUAAGACGCUUAUCGGAAGUAUGUCUUGGUGUGGCCUUUUCGGGACAUGCUUUUCAGAACAGAACUCUGGGUUUGAGUUUCACAUCACUGGGCGGUGGUAUGGGUGGAGCCGCCGGUGGUCUCUGCGACAGACGCGCUUACGGACGCUCCUUCAACACUUUGGCCAUAGCACACGCAACUACAGAAGACAAAGCCAGAGUGCCUGAGAGGAUUGCCGCACUGACGCUCGCUCAUGAAAUGGGCCACAGCUUUGGCGCACAUCAUGACGACAACUUCCCCAACCCAGAAUGCCGCGGCCACCUGAUGGGCUCACAGUCUUCAACGGCAGAGAAUGGCAUGAACUUUGAGUUUUCACUCUGCAGCAAGCGUUUAAUAGCAGCCACCCUGAGCAGUAUGAGCUACUGUCUUAUGGAAGAAGACAUACCGUAUUGUGGGAAUGGUAUAGUGGAAGAAGGAGAGGCUUGUGAUUGUGGUCUGCCUUCGCGUUGUGUGCAUAAAGAUCCCUGCUGUACUCCCAGAGGAGGGGGUGCUCUUAUUUAUAAAGAGGGUACUCUACACAAAGAGGGCUGCUCCGUGGCUCCCUUAGCGAUGUGCCACCCCUCUCAAGGUCUGUGCUGUACCCCCAAGUGCAUGCUGGCUGACCUCACUAAGAGUGGUAUUGACUGCAGAAUGCAAGACCAGGAUUGCAAUUGCGCUCGAGUUGACAGCGACUGUCGAUGUGGACUCGGAGGCAGAUGCCUGCCAGAUGGCACCUGUCAUGCUGCCGAGUGUGCAAGGCUGGGCUUGAAAGAAUGCCAGUGCGUUAAAGGCAAAGUCCCCGAUAUACUAACCGAGAUGGGCAUGUGCGGCAUAUGUUGCGUACUGCCGGGCAAUGCUGAGGACAGCACGGAGUCGCGGUGUGUUACGGCACAAACAGCGGCUCUGGAGACGAUUGCUGCAGCUAAGGUCCCAUUCCCGCGCGAUUGGCCCGACCCGGAUUACCGCGGGCCGAACGUUUCGAUAAAUAUAUGUACCGGUCCUGACGUCUGUAACAUGACGUAUCUGCGCGCUUGGUCACCGGGCAGCGUCUGCGUGACACGAAACAUGGUUGGUGUCUGCUCACCGAACGGCCUCUGCAAAAUGGACUACAUCGUACCACGCUCCAAUGUAUAUCCAGACAUCAUGAAUGUAAAAUUAAAGUCCUCCAACAAAUGCUGCGAGAUCCUGAAGCCGGUUUCAUUAAUAUUCAUUUCGAUAUGGCUAUUGUCCUGGCUAAUAAAAUAA